Mollisia scopiformis is the source of this 1215-nucleotide messenger RNA. RefSeq lists its product as uncharacterized. The transcript has a single exon. Lineage: Eukaryota; Fungi; Ascomycota; Leotiomycetes; Helotiales; Mollisiaceae. Bases 1 to 1215 code for a protein of 404 amino acids. The record is from RefSeq and is a predicted model, not a curated record.
AUGGAAAACGUCUCGUUCAAUAAGAUUAAAGCCCACGGGGAAGCCGUCGAUCCACAACCCAGCAGUUUUCAUACAUGGUACUGGGUCCACGAUCAGAAUGAAAGAUCCCAUGUUCCAGAAAUCACCUAUCUGUUCUCAGAAGAAGAUAGACGACAAAUACAGGCGAACCCUGCUGCUAGCACUCGCUCCGGCAGACCUUUCAAAGCAAACGUUCCACCACCGCUAGAGUACAACGACUUCUGGGCAGACCAGGGUAGCAGAGAACUUGAUGGAUAUAUAGUGCGCCGAGAUAUUGCGUCCGAGACGUUGGAGCAGCGAAAGAGACGAGCAAUUAAGGCAGAGAAGCUCGAGGAGCGCAGGGUGCGAGCUGAGGCUCUCCAGCGGAAGAUACACUGGGCUUUCAUUGAUGCCAAAGCGACUGAGCUCACUGAGGACUUCCUCCGGGCAUUGGCAGCGCCGGUCAAGAGUGAGGGUGAUAAUUGGAUCUUAAGAUGGUACUGGAGCUCGGGUUUGAGUCUGGAUUUGACGAUGGAGCCCGACCAGUUGAGGAAUGCAAUUUGGCCAGAUCAAUACCUUUCCAACAGAUAUAUAUUUGAAGCUGGAUACGAAGAGCGUUGCAGGAAGAUGGACCACAUCGAAGAUGCGACCAGACCAACGACUCCGCUGAAGAAGCAACGCAUGUGUUCUCCAACAAGGAUCACGCAAAUGGGAGUGGACGAGGACAAAGCUCUUGACGAGAGGGAACCGGUGUUGGUCCAUUAUUACAACAUGAUAGGAGGGGCGUAUGUCAUUCCUGCGCGGAGGGCAAGACAACAGGAGUCAUUCGAAAGGUCGCACAUUCGAUCGAGUUCUAGAUUCGACUUGGUUAAUGGACCUGUCAGGACAACAGAGGAAGAGAACAAGACUCAAGAUUCGCAACAAGCCACAGAGAGGCCACCCAGCCCUUCUCAGAGAAAAUUCAUCGAGGUGGGGCUUGCACUUAUGCUCAAAAACAGCAAGCUUGGAAAAGUCAAAGGUUUCAAAAUAAAGGAAGAAGAAGUCGAUGUUGAAAUGGUUGAUAGAGAGCAGUCAAGCGCAGUUUCCGCCAUCGACGAGAUCAAGACCGAGGACACGAUGGAGAUCAAGACUGAGGAUAUGAUGGAAAUCAAGCAGGAGACUCGUUCGACGGUCAAAGAAAUCUCCUCGGUCGAAUCGGCGUGGCAUGACAUCGCAUAG